This is a messenger RNA of Acanthocheilonema viteae, 737 nucleotides long. NCBI's taxonomy places the organism in Eukaryota, Metazoa, Nematoda, Chromadorea, Rhabditida, Onchocercidae. The record is from the annotation of a GenBank genome assembly.
AAUUACCGCUGAAAUUACAAACUGAUUUGGCACUUUCAGUUCAUUACAAUACACUUAGUAAGGUUCAACUUUUCCAGGAUUGUGAUCGAGCUUUACUUCGCGGAUUAGUACUUAAACUUCGACCAGUAAUUUUUCUUCCCGGUGAUAUGAUUUGUAAAAAAGGAGAUAUUGGAAAGGAAAUGUAUAUUGUCAACGAUGGUAUUCUUCAGGUUGUUGAUGGUGAACAAAGUAACAAAGUUUUUGCUGAACUUACUGAAGGAUCAGUUUUUGGUGAAAUUAGUCUAUUGGCAAUUGAUGGUAAUAAUCGCCGAACUGCAAAUAUUCGUUCCAAAGGUUAUUCAACACUGUUUGUUCUUUCAAAGGAAGAUUUGAAUGAUGUGAUUAAAGAUUAUCCGGAUGCGCAAGAAUUAUUGAAAAGAAAAGCUAGAGAGAUGCUGAAAAAAGAUGAAAAAGCGGAGAAGAAAAUUUCAUUGGAAAAAACAAUGGAAAAUUAUCCAAUAUCAGCACAUAUCAAUACACCACGACUUAUCAAUACAGUUAUAGAAGCAAUCUCAUCAAACUCACCAAUUCUCAAACAAAUCGAUCCAUCUGCACCAUUCAGUUGCGCAAUUAUUUCAUCGUUGGGUGGUGCAAAACCAGGUGGUCCAGCAUUGCUCAGUGAACUGUUUGAUAAAUUUGAAUCAAACAUAACUUUAGUAGGAGAUGGAGGCUGUAAAGUGAAUGGCGAUGAUCUAUGA